AUGUAUGAUCCAUGGCUGCCUGGAAAGGUUGAUCGAUGGGUGUCCUCACCUCAAGUGGAAGAUGUUUAUCAUUUAGUUGUUAAAGACCUGUUACUUGAGAAUUAUAAAGCGUGGGAUAUAGCUAAGAUUCGUAACUUGUUUACAGGUCGGGUAGUGGACGAGAUUAUUGCAACCCCUCUUAUUAGUUCGGUUAAAGAGGAUAACGUGGUUUGGGAGGAGGAAAGGAAUGGGUGUUAUUCAGUUAAAUCUGGUUACAAUCUAGCCAUGAGAUGUAUUAUUCGAAGCGAUAGGCACCAUGUAGAGGGCAGUUGGAAUGAUAUUUGGAAAGCUCAAUCUCCUCACAAAACACGUCACUUACUAUGGAGAAACGAGGACAGUGCAAUGAUAGGACGGGUUGCAUUGUUAUUUUGGUGCAUUUGGCAUAAUCGAAACGAAAAGAUUUGGAAUGACAUUAUUCAGUCCCCGGGCCAAGUUGGAAAUAUGGUGUUCGUCGUCUGGAAUGAAUGGUUUACUGUCCACCAACUGGAGCGUCAUAAUGUUGUUCCUAUUGAGGAUCCUAGGUCGGUUCGGUGGGAGAAACCAGAAGCGGGAUGGAUAAAGUGUAAUGUUGAUGCUGCGUUUGUAGGUGGGUCCGGUGUUACAUUUAUAGGUCUUUGCUUUCGUGAUACCAAUGGGCAUUUUGUGGCUGGCUUGACUCAAUGA
This is a messenger RNA of Trifolium pratense (red clover), 702 nucleotides long. RefSeq lists its product as uncharacterized. Bases 1 to 702 code for a protein of 233 amino acids. NCBI's taxonomy places the organism in Eukaryota, Viridiplantae, Streptophyta, Magnoliopsida, Fabales, Fabaceae. The record is from RefSeq and is a predicted model, not a curated record. The transcript is spliced from 2 exons.